GAGGCGGGCCGACGGAGGCCGCGAGCGAGAGCGAGUGAGAGCGAGGCGUGAUGGCUGCCCGCGCCGGCGGCUCCUCCUCAGGGAAGCGUGGAGCCGGGUCCGGGGGCUCCCGGGGAGCUGAACCUCAAGAAGAGCCGCCGCCGCCUCUCCAGGCCGUGCUGGUCGCCGACAGCUUCAACCGCCGCUUCUGCCCCGUCUCCAAGGACCGGCCCCGGGUGAGGCGGCCAGGGGUGGCGGCGUGGCCUUGUCUCCCUCACGGAGCGAAGCGCCCGGAGCUUCUGCCUUGCCUGAGGGUCGGGGGGGGCGUGUCCCAGGUUCGACCCUCAGAGGCAUCUCCGGGCAGGUCUGGGAGAGACCCGCUAGCUAGGAUAAUUCUGAGCUGAGUGGACCAGCCUUGGGUGCCCAGGUGUUUUAGAGCCGUAGUGUUGGAAGGGACCCCGAGGGUCAUCUACUCCAACCCCUUGCAAGGCACGGAUCCUGGCUAAAGGAUCCCUGACAGAUGCCCCCCCCCCCGACCUCCACAUUAAAACCUCCAAGGAAGGAGAUCUCUGGACUACAGCUGCCGGCACUUCUAGCCAGCAGCCAGGGAGGUUGGGAAAGCGCUGCUGGCAUCUGUCUCAGGAAGGUUGCAGCGGCUGCCGCGGCGGCUGUAGCGACCGAAGCGGGAGAGACAUGUUUUGUUGCAGCUGGGGUGGAUGAAGGCGUCCUCCGGUUGUACUGCUGCAGGUGUACCGUGGCAUUUAUUCUCUCUGCGCUCCUCCUCUUGUUUCUCCACUGGUCACUGCUGUGGAUGCAUACCCUGUCUCCAGGCACUGUGACCAUUUGCAAGGGAUUCCCACACAGCCGGGUUGAUGUUGCCAGCCUUCAUGUCACAAAUCUAGACAUCUUCGUAACGCAGAAUUGGUCUGCCAGCAGCCUUGGUCCCUGAAGCUGACUCAGCUCUGUGUUUACAAAGGUGUCUGCAAACAUUACAUGAAGGAUGGCAACAUCAACCCUGCUGUGUGGGAAUCCCUUGCAGGUGAUUGCAGUGCCUUGAGGUCUGGCUCGGCCUAAGGCAGCAUCCUCUGAUGUUUGUGGAAGGACUGCAGCUCCUGUCUGCGUUGGCCUGAUUCAGUCUUCAGUGUCAUCUCCAGCUGAGUUGAGAGAGACUCCUGACUGAAAUCCUGGAGAGCUGCUGCUGGCCAGUGUUGGCAGUAUUGAGCUGGGUGGACCCCAGUUGUCUGGCUCAUUUUGGGGAGGAGCCACAGCCCAGAGAGUUAAAGUGUCUGCCUUGCAAGCAGAAGGUCUCAGGUCUGAUCCCUGGUGGCAUCUCCAGGUAGGGUUUGGAGAGGUUCCCUUUCUGAAACCCUAGAGAUCCACCACCAGUCACUGCAGACAAUACUGAGCUAGAUGGACCAAUAGUCUGACUUGGUAUAAGGCAGCUUCCUAUGUGUACCCUAUGAGUAAGCCCCAUUGGAUUCAAUAGAGCUUCCCUGUGGUUGGUCACAGUUUGGAUUGUGCUGUCAUUCAGUGGUUGAAAUUCAUCCUCCUUUCUUCCAACACUGAUCUUUGCUCAUCUUUGGAAAAAGCUUCAUCUCUCCUGUUGCAUGACAGCUUGCUGUUACAGCAGCAGAAGUUAUUUCUUUUCUUAUAAAAAAGAAUGGCUGACCUUCAACUAAACAAUUGCAGAAGCCGAAUGAGCCCCUUGUGCAAUGGACCUUUUGUUUUCUCCUUGCCCCCUGCCCCCAUGCACACACCCCAUUGUCCCCAAAUGUGCUGCAGAAGGUUGGGGGAACUUCAUAAAAGAUUUAGGGGGUGUAUGGGGAGAAGAGGGGGAGAAUGUUUUAUUGCGUAAGGAGAAAUCCUAGCAGUGACACAACAUUUUCUUUAGUGCUAUGUCGAAUUCCACCCUUUGUGUCUUCCAUUCUUGGAGAGAUGACUUCCAUUGUAUCUUUAGACUCCAUUCAUAGCACACUCCUUUCUUAACUGAUAGUUCCAAGAAUCUCAUUGUAGGGACAUAUUUAAGAUGUUCACCUCCAGCCUCUGAGCCAUGCACCCAACACUGCAAGCAUUUUGUGUACACACAAAUGCCAAUGAAAAAUCUCUGUAUUGGGAAGUUUUAGGGAUAAUUUCUGAGGGCUGGAAAGAUGUUCUUUUUUCUGAAAGUGAGCCAGAUUAAGUCAUCUUUCCACCUGUCAGAACAUUAGCUCGCAUCUUUUAAAGUAAGGAAAGUCAUGAUCCCUUAUAUUCAGUGCAAUAGAAGGGUUAGUACUAAGACUUAAGCCUUUCUAGAUAUUGUCAGUUGAUGGAGAAGGUAACUUCUCUGGGAUAAUUCAUAUGAUCCAUGAACAACAGCAUGCCUUCCACUGAAAUUACCAGUUGUUGUGGAAGAUGUGUCAUCCUUUGAUCUUGCCUUUAAAAGGGGGGGGGGGAAUCCAGUAUUUAGGAAGCCCUUGUAAUCUGUGUCAUUGCUGGUUGUUAAGCAGGCUUUGCUGGAUAGUUUUUCAGUUUACAGCUGGCAAAACUUAUUAAAAAGAGACACCUAUUAUUGUGAAAAUAGCAGCUGAGCCCUGUCAUAGUUCAAGAAAAGAGAAUCAGUCAGCUCUUGAGCAGAUUCCUUGGUAGGCUGGAGAAUUCAUCAUGUUUUCUUGCAAGAGGAGUCCACAGUGAUGGCUACUGGUGGCUGAUAAAAAUAUUAUCCAGUUUUGAGGCACCUGCAGUCAUCUGAGGAGUUAUGUGCAGCAUUUACUUGAUUGCAUGCUUGUUUUGGAAUGAACACAUGCAACAGUUUGCUAAAACAGUUUCAACAGAGUGCAUGUUAAAGAACACACAAAGAGAACUUGGGACUCAUUUCCAACAAGAAACUUUAAGUGAAGAAUACCAUAUGCAGCAAGCUGCGAGUGAAUUGAUUAGACUCAAGUUGCUGCCAAGUUUUUGUGGCACGAUGGGGGGAAGGGAACUGAACUAAUUUUUUUGCAAGGGCUGAUGGAGACAAUAGCAUUGCUCUUAAGAAACUCUCAUAGAUGAACUUGUAGGCUAUGAGCAGGAACAAACAGAAGGGUGCCACGACUGAGAAGGCCCAGUUAAAUAUAGUCACCUGUCUUAACUUGAGAAGCAGGAGAAGGAUUUCCCCCCGCCCAGCAAUCUUUGAUUUAAAGGGAGAGUGUGUGGGCAGAUGCAUUUCUAAAAGUUACUGAGUCCAGACGAUUAAGGGUUUUAACAAUUAGCACUUUGAAGUUUUCCUGGAAGCUGUAUGGUUCAUUGAGUUAGCUGGCUUUCGGCAAAAUGCACAAGCCAGACACCUAAUGUAUAGGCACGUGUACACCUCAGACAUGCAGGUCCCCUUAGGUCUUAAAACUUUAAUGUGGGAACUUCCCAUCAUUCACUAGUUUACAGUGAAGAAAAAUAAACUACAAAUCCAUGCUGUGGUUAAUUAGGAAACAAUCUGCACCAGUUUAACGUUCCGGCUGUUGGAGCUACUGUUGUCAUGUGUGCCUGGAAACAAUGUGUGCCAUUGUGUAAGAAAGGAAAGAUGGCUGAUCAGUGUGAUAAGAGAGCACUUUUAUUCCCUGAAAUUUGAGGAUGUGGCCAUAUGUCAAGAACCCUCCCACCACAAGGUAACAGCCAGGGGGAAAGGGAAAUAGGAGGGAUCAGGGAUUAUAACAGCUGAAGUAUGGCUGUGCUAUCUUGUUUCCUGUACUUCCUGUGAAUGAAAGACUGAAUUUGGGCUGAAACGAAAUUACAGGCAGAGGUUUCUAGCAAAAGUUCUGUUGGUUCGCCUGUCUAGACUCUGUGGAAUGAAGCCAUGAGGCAGGGAAUGUGUGAGAAGGCUGACUUGUGGGUUUUUUUGUUUUUUGGAAGGUUGACUUGUUAAUUGGUUUAUACACAGAAAUUAUUCAAACAGGUUUUACGGUGAGGAAAAAUAAAACACAUACCUGGACCGUGGUUAGUGAAAAAGGAACUCCAGCAAGUAUUUUGGAGGCUGCUUUGCUUUUUACCUUGCUGACGUGGAAGCUGCUGUCGUAAUGUGUCGCUUUGAGGGAGUUGUGGCUUUGCUGGAGGCUAAAGAGGCAAAACCACCACACAAAACUGCAUUCCUUCCCUGCAUUGAAUUAGCCAGCCAGUCUUGUAAGAAAGUACUUUUACUACCUAAAAUUUGAGGUUGUCGUAGCCUGGGAGGAUGUGUAGCUUUAGUGUUGUCCGAUGAACAACUUGGGUCCAGGGUACCAUAAGGAUUGCCCAAGUCCUUAUAUCCCAGCUUGUUCACUGGGAUAACCUGGAGGAACGCUGUUCAUUGUACCCACUGCUACAGAGGCCUUACUGGCCUCAAACAGAAGUCAGACAUUUAGUGUCAGUGGUCCCAUGCCUUGGAACACUUUUCCAGCAGAAAUUCAGCAGGCACCCUCACUUUUGAAGACUUUCCCAUGCCAACAGGCCUAUGUAGCAACUUGAAGGUUUUUUGUUUUUUGAGUGGCCAGUUGUUUUAAUCAUUGUUUUGCGCAGCUCUUUCCCAUUUUAUCUUUGUAUACCACCCUGAUACUGUAGUAGAUAAAUGGCAGUAUAUAAAUAAAUGAUGACUUUGGCAACUGGACAUGCAAUGUUUUUAACCUUUGAUGUUUUAUUGUGUUUUUAAUAUUCUCUUGGGAGCUACCAAGAGUGGCUGGAGCAACCCAAGUUAGAUGGGCAGCAUAUAAAUACAAUGAUCAUCUUGCCACUUAUUUUGGGCGACUGGUUGAGGACAGAACGGGAGAUAAAAAGAUGUGAUUUGCUGGCUGCUGCAUCAGCAAUAGGAGAUAGGAGAGCAUGACACAGCAGGAAUUCAUACCAGGCCGUGUAUUAUUGGCUGUUAGUAUGUUUGUUGAAGAGUCAGGUUAAAUGGAGCCUGCGUGCAGUGAUAAAAGCUUGUGGAACUUUAAAGCAGGAGAGCAUACUUUGUGAUGCAAUCCUUUGCAUUUCUGCUUGGGUCCAAUUCCCACCAAGUUACGUGGGAAUGUGCCUAAUAAAUGUGCCUAGAUUUGCAGCCUUACAGAGCAAUCCUAGGCACGCGUACUUGUGUUGAUUGUCCCAUUGUGUUAAUUGGGGCUUACUUCUAGGAAAAUGUGCAUAGGAUUGCUGCCUUAAUUUCUUUGAUAGACCAACCAACUAAGGAGGGUUAAAUUAGUGGAGCCGAGACUGAAAAAGAAUGGAAAAUUAGAGGCCAUGGGUGAAGCUGUACCCCAGUGCCUGGUUCAAUAUAGCUGUUGCUAUGCUGUGAUGCGUGUCACCUUCCUUUUACAUGAGAUGGAAGAUGUGCUCAUUUGGAUGUCAUGCUGGCUCUGUUGUAUUGCUGGACUAAGGCAUGGAAAUAUUAAGAUGGCCUAUUGAUAAAAGCUGCAACUCAUUGUUAACUUAGCUUGUCGUUUUAAUAUCUUCAGAAGGCCACUUGUGGUGAGAUUUGGUACCAUACACAAUUUAAAAUUUUAAUUGGCUAAUGCUAGAAGGAAGAUGGAAUGGCGUGCAGGACUAAGUCCCCGAAGAACAUAAAACUUUCAAACUCGGCAGUGCGGUUAAAGAGGAUCAAAAACUUAUUCUAACAAGUUUCAGGGGCAUGAAUUCUAUAAACCCAGGGUAUGGGGUUGUUAAUUUCAAGGUCAAAUUACACAUUAUGCUAAAUGCAUGCUUGCAUUCAAUAUGUCUGGUUGGUUUUUUUAAAAACCUAGUGGCUGUGGAUUGGGACCAUGCAGGGAGUGUCCCUGUACUGGACAUCCCUGUCCAGAUGAAUAUCACCCCUUGAAGUUUGCCAUUGGGGAGAAGACACUUUUAGCACCAGUAGCAGCUUGGGGGCUGAUUUUUGUCAGGUGUGCUGGGGAGGGCAGGGCUUAACCCUCCUUGCUGUGGUCCUGAUCCUAUUCCCCCACAUGGCUGCUAUUUAAAAACAACACCACACAAACUGUUUCAUUGAAUACAAUCACACAUUGAAAAAGACGUUAGGGUGUGUUCCUGCUAGCAGAAUUAUAGAAUAUAAUGUAUUAUAACUUUUUUUGUGGAGACGCUGACUUUUCUUUAUCCUGUAGGCUCUGAUUCCAUUGGCAAAUGUAGCCAUGAUAGACUACACCCUGGAAUUCCUAACUGCAACUGGAGUGGAGGAAACCUUCGUCUUCUGCUGCUGGAAGUCAGCAGAGAUCAAGGAACAUUUACUGUAAGAGCAGACACAUUUUUGUUGCUUUUGGUCCUCCUUAGCUUUAUCUCAGGUCAGCUAUUCCUGCUGAUGGCUUUUGUAGGCCGGAGGUGGUCAGCCCCCAUAACCUCAUGCUUCAAGUGGCAUAUAGGUUUGUGGCAUCCAAGGGCAGAUAUGCUACAAGAUGAUGCUGUGCUUUGCUAGGAAUUGGGCGCCAUGUAUGAGUGUGUGCUAAGUGGUGGAACUGAGGCAGAGAGAGGUGUUGGGGGGAGAGGGAAUGUUAGCAAGAGAGAAAACGGGAUUUUAAACCAGCCCCUGCUUUCCUCAAAGUCUGUAGUACACACUCUUUAUACAAACAGUAGGGUGACAGAAUAGUUAAGAUAUCAAAGAUACCUUAAAAUCAACUCAUUCUUUCCAGCUUUCUUUUGUUAGGUGACACCCACAUAUGAGAGGUUUCCUGUAGACGGUUUCUUUUAUACUUCAUACACAAGUCAAUAUCUCUGUUUUCCAAGAUAAUCUGGAAUAGUUCCUGAUCUCCAAAUUUAUAGCAGUGCUAAUAAAGAAUAAUAAAUGUGGGCUAAGCAGUCUUGUAGCUUUAUGCUCUGCUCAGGUAGACUCAUUUGGUGAUUUCGGUUCAUAAUGCUGGUUUUGGGGGUUUUUAAGUAUGUAUGUCUUUGGAUUUAUAUCACUCCUUAUUCUGAAUUCUUAGAAUGACUAGUAGCAUUUUAGUAUUCUGUGUUUUUUUUGAAAUCUCCCCCAUGCAUGGAGAAAUCUUUUAGCCUGAUCCUCCGCAUUUUUAUUAUUAAUUAAAUUUAUUAGAUGCCUUCUCUUGCCACAUGCUGCUCAAGGCAUCUUUACAGAAAACAAAAACAAAAGUGGCAAGAAAGAAACGCUUAUUUUCAUUAAAAGCAAUGGGGGAGGGGGUGUUAGGGUUAUUUCCUUGUUGCUCCCUCAAGACAUUUCAAGCCGUUUGAUUUGUAAUAUGGUUUUUGUUUCUUCUAAUGCCAGAAAAAAACAUCAUUGAGUCGUCAUCUGCUGUACACAGUGUGCAUAUGUCCCCUUUAAUUCCAUUCUAUCUGCCUUCUUUGCCAGGAAAUCUAAGUGGUGCCGUCCAGCCUCUCCAAAUACUGUACGGUUUGUGACUUCAGACCUCUACCGCUCACUUGGUGAUGUGCUGAGGGAUGUUGAUGCCAAGUCACUCGUUCGCUCUGACUUCAUCCUUGUCUCUGGAGAUGUGGUGUCCAAUAUUAACAUUUCCACAGCUUUGCAGGAGCACCGGUGGGUAUCUGGGAGGAAGAUGAAGCAGCCUUUCUUGAGUCUCUGACUGUUUUCUCCUGGUGUGUGUCACUUAAAUUAAAAUCUCUCUUCCUUCACCACACCCUGACCACCUCUUUACAGGCUACGGCGGAAGCUGGAGAAGAACGUGUCUGUGAUGACAAUGAUUUUCAAGGAAUCCACACCAGGCCACCGUUCCAGGUGCCAAGAGGAUGACGUCAUCCUUGCCAUGGACAGCGCAACAAAGCAAGUGCUGCACUACCAGAGAACUCAAGGGCUGAAACGCUUCCGGUUCCCUACGGUGUGUUAAUAGGGGAGCAACUGUCAGGAACCUGAGGAUCAGAUUGGACUAAACAGUUGCGCGAGUGGGAGCCAGCGCAGCGAGUCCUGUUGGUGCAAUAGGGGUCUCCCUUCCCAACUAGCUUUGAGGUGUUGGGAAUUCAUAUGGGGGAGGAGAGGAGAGAAUUGCUUGCAGUGAUGGAACAGUCCUAAUAAUGUGACAUUGAAUUCCUCAUCCAGUUAUGUUCUUCUCCUGAUAAUCCAUCACUGGUUCCCUUCCAAGACCCGGGGUUCGGCUUGGGCUUGCUUUUGAGCACAGACAGUUCAGUGCACCUCCCGUCUUAUCUUGCAGGGUUGGUUGAUGGUUGAAUAAGAUAAUGUUGUAUGCAUGCCUGAAACAGGAGUAGGGAACCUUGCGCCUGGCUGCAACCCACAGAGCCUUUGGGUUCUCCCUCUCAAAGGAACAAUGAGGCUCUGCCUCAAUGGUCUGAGGCAGUGUGUCUUGGAUUACCAGUUCAGACGGUUGGGAAUCACGGUUGGGUAGAGUGCUGUUGCGUUCAGAUAAUAGGAGAAAGAAGGGGGGAUGGAGAGGACAGAAGAGUGAGAUAAGAGAAGGGGAAGUUUAGAUGAUGAUGAUGAUGAUGAUGAUUAAUAUUAUUAUUAAUUGAAUGCUGUGGAUGCUUGUGAAUUGAUGCCAUUUUCGUUCCACUCGUUUCUGGCACUCCCUCUAACACCUUGGGGCAGCUUCAUGUUUUAUGCACAAGUGUGGGCAGAUAUGCAAGUGACAUUCAAUAGUGCAGCCUCUUGAGAGCCAGUGUGGUGUAGUGGUUAAGAGCGGUAGAUUCGUAAUCUGGUGAACCGGGUUCGCGUCCCCGCUCCUCCACAUGCAGCUGCUGGGUGACCUUGGGCCAGUCACACUUCUUUGAAGUCUCUCAGCCCCACUCACCUCACAGAGUGUUUGUUGUGGGGGAGAAAGGGAAAGGAGAAUGUUAGCCGCUUUGAGACUCCUUCGGGUAGUGAUAAAGCGGGAUAUCAAAUCCAAACUCUUCUUCUUCUUCCUGAGCUCAUUGUGGGGACAUGAGUGAGGAAGUUGAGCAUCUCCCCCUGUAGCAAAGGGCAACUUGCUGCACCCUAGUUUCAGUUCUACACUUCCUUCUGUGAAGGAACCCCACACGUUGCCUUAAAAGUGUGGAAAGUCUUAAACUAGGUGCAUGAUCCUCACUUUCAGUUCAAAUCCUAGGCAAGCUCAUACAACCGGGGAAAAUAGGUUCGUCCCCAGCUUUGGUGGGACUCGUCCUAGCCUGAGUCAGUGGUGUUUCAAGUCAAAGGGUCUUGGGUUCUGAUAAAAUUUGAAAAGACACCUCUGCCUGAAACCUUCAGAGCUGCUGGCUCUUGGAGCAGAGAAAACUGGGCUCUCUUGGUGUGAAGCAAUUUCAUAUGUUCAUAUAGAGGAUGUGUUUUCCUUUGUGAGCACCUCCGCCUAACUUGUGAUACUGUCUGGAAACACUGGGAAGCUUAUUGUUCUGCAUCUCAUUUCACCCUACCAGUGGGGUCGCAGGGGAGUGUUGCAGAGCUCUCUAGAUUCCCUGUGUAGUGUUGUGAAAAACACACAGGCCAUUCACAAGCAGAAAACCACUGAUUUUAAAAGAAAUGUUAGCAUUCUUUAUCAGGAAACUUAGAAGAAAAGCAGGUAACGGUUAUGCCAUUAACAUUCAAACAUCCAUUGAUUAAAGUAUUAAAUGCUGAAAACGUAUUGGAGUUUGCUCCUGAUUUCAAUUCUGUGUACUGUUUCUGCAGGCACUAAAUGUUUCUGCUGCAGGUGGUUUAGUCUGAGCUGGUUGUUGGGCUUGGCUCAUGUGACACCAUACACACGUGGUCCAUUCAAGACACUCCUCCUGCCAGAUUCUUGCUGUCGAUUCUCUAGGUUAGCACGGAGAGAUGUUGGUAUCAAAUUUGUUGUGCGAGGCUCACUAGGCCUUUGCUGUGUCCUUACCUUUUUAGAGCCUGUUCCAGGGCAACGUUGAAGAAGUACAAAUACGACAUGAUUUGUUGGACUGCCACAUCAGCAUCUGCUCUCCACAGGUGGGUGUCAGAAGCAGACUCAGUGUUGCCGCUGGAGAGGCCUCCAUCUCAAGUGUUGUUUUGUGUUUAGCAACAUUAAGGCAAAAUGUGUUAGCUGGACGCUGAGGGCUGGCUGGUGUUUGCUGUUUAGGGAAAUAGUUUAUGCAGAAGGAUUUCUUCAGCCUAGAGGAACGACUGCUUUGCAGUGAAACAAACUGAAUCUUCCAUCCGUCAUUGCAUGGCCCUGAGUAUUAUUGGAGAGUGAGAAAAAUAUUUCUCUCUGCUCUUUCCACACAAUGCAUGAUUUUAUAUGACUUUUGCCAUGCCCCCUCUUACUUGCCUUUUCUCUAAACUGGAAAUCCCCCAAGGGUUGUAACCAUAAGGCUAUGGAGGUUAAGGCUGUCAAUGGCUACUUGGAUGCAUUAAAUCUCUUUUGUGUUACACUUAAUGGGAGGGGGUGUUAGAAAUUCACUGCAUUUUCUUCAUCUUGAUGCAAAGCUUUCUUAAGAGGAUUAUUUGGAACUGUGACUUCCUGUUCUGGCUUGUUUACCCUUAUGUCGCGCUUCUUCUCUUCUCGCAGGUGGCAGAGUUAUUCACGGAUAACUUUGAUUAUCAAACUCGGGAUGACUUGGUGCGUGGGCUUCUAGUGAACGAAGAAGUAAGUUUGUGUGAUGGGAGGCUGCUCUGAGAGGAUGAAGAGCCAGAGGCUGCACAGUGCUAACGUCAAGGACUGAUGAAGGGGUUUGUGGGUGGAGGAAGUACAGGGAGCUGGGGGCCUCAAUCUUUAGUGUCAUAUUUGAGCAAUGUUUUGGCUGAAUGUGGCAGAUGGUUGUCCCAGGCUGGUUGCUGAGGCACAUCCACUGCAUUUUGACAUCAGGAACACACCUUCACUGUAUUCUUUUCGGCAGCCACUUAAAAUGUUUUUCUUUGCACAAGCCUAUUCGGACAUACAUACAUACAUACAUAAUUUUAUUUAUAUGCCACCUUUUCAUAUGCCACCACGCUGAAGGUGAGUUAACAACAUGAGAAAAAAAUAUAUGGACAUAGCAAAAGUAGUUCUAAACAAUAAAUAAAGCAUUUAAAAGUACAAAACCAAACUGAAAUGUUUCCAUAUGAAUCACAACAAAAUCUAAAAUAAAGAUACAAAAAAGCCAACAGUAACCACAUCCUCCAACAAAAAUUCCCCAACAACACCCCAGCUCAGGAGUCUGUUUGGCAGCCUUAGCUUUGUAGCUGGAGUCAGUUAGGGCCCUCCCAGACUAAGUGGAAAAGGCCUGCAAGGCAGGGAGCAGGUCUUCCAGGGCUCACAGGUCAAUCUCUGACCUUUUCUUUAUCUCUUUUUAACGUACGUGUUGUCUUAUGCUCAGCUUGGUAUGUGGCCUAAUUACUGAGUGACCUAUGAAAGUAGUUUUGCAGGGGUGCCAUAGCUGUGUGCAAUGAAACCCCUGGAAGGGUAGAAAUCCAACAAGCAGCUGAAGUCUUCGAGAAUCCAAAAUCCGAGUCAAAUUCCAGCUUCCUCACGGAAAGGAGUCAAACUAUCAGCUGCUUUGCUUGGGAAUUGGGGACCGUGGCCUGUCCUUGCUGUUUUGGCUUUUUGAAUAGCAUCUCUGAACAGUGCCUCUCUCCUGGACACUUUAGUUGAGAUUCCUGCAUUGCAGCGGGUUGGAUUAGAUGACCUUUGGGUGCACCUUCCAACUCUACAAUUCUGUGAUUCUCCCUUCUCCAGGUCCUGGGCAACCAGAUCCAUAUGCAUGUGACAUCCGAAGAGUAUGGCGCCCCUGUGUCCAACUUGUUGAUGUACGAGUCCGUGUCCUUUGACGUCCUGCAGCGCUGGGUUUACCCGUUGACUCCGGAGAUGAACUUCACCGACGACAAGACGCAGAGUUGCACACAUUCGCGGCACAACAUCUACCGGGGUGCGGGGGUGAGCCUGGGCCAUGGCAGCGUCUUAGAAGAGAACGUCCUCAUCGGGCAGGGAACAUCCGUUGGCAGGAAAUGCUCCAUAACCAACAGCGUUAUUGGCCCCAACUGCAAAAUAGGCAAGUUCUUCCCUAAGUGAGGGUGCAUGGGUUGGUGGAGAAGUCCGCACCGUUUUGUGGUUGAAGGAGCAGGAGUUCUGAUAGAAGAAAUGAUAAAUAGCCACCAAGAGACAAAUGGGGGAGGUGAAGUUACAUUGGAAGGGGCAGAAUUAUCCAUCUCUGUCUCAGGGAAUUGGUUCUGCUACUCAGACAGUGUAGCAUAGGCUUUGACAAUCUGUUCUGGAUUGCAAGCUGUCACAGCUGGGUUGAAGUGCAUUGCAGGGCCUGGGCUGGUUCAGGCUCAGACUUCAUGGGGUUGACCCAUUGGGUUAUGCUUGAGUCUUUCUUCUUUUGCUCCUUGCGUUUGCCCUACAUAAAAGACCUGCUGCUACCUCUUGUCUUUGAGCGCCAGCAUCCCAACACUGGGGACAGGCUCAGAGCUGUCACAGCAUGCUAGGUUCUGCUCAGAACAUGGAAGGUGGCACAUCUUACCAUCUGCAAGAGAAGGGUGGGUGAGCAGGAGAGGUAGGAAAUUGGGGGAGCUGUGACAAGGGAGAAGCAGGUAAAGUUAGGGCUAGGAUGAGUCAGGGUAUAUAUUGGCAAUCCCAGGUUCUUGCAUGGAGUGUCUGUAGGGUUAGCUAGCAGCAUCGAGUGUUUCUGCUGCAUGAUGGGUAACUGUGUAGUGUAAGAUGACAGUUCUGUUUCACUUCCUUUUGUUUGUGAUUGGCAGGGGAUGAGGUCAUUUUGGACAGGGCGUUCCUGUGGAACGGCGUCCGUGUAGGGGACCAUGUACGAAUCCAACAAUCUAUAGUGUGCGACGAGGCCGAAGUGAAGAAGGGGGUAACCUUGAAUCCUCGCUGCGUUCUCACUUCCCAGGUGAGUUCGAGGAGCUGCUGCUCUGCCCUUGGACUAGGUUUCUUACGUGAUAUGUCAGUGGACAGAUUUCUGGCCCUUUGUCCCCAAAACACCCCUUUCAGAAUUAACAAUCUGGCUGAAGACUUGUUUUAAUAAUAAUAAUAAUAAUAAUAAUAAUAAUAAUAAUAAUAAUAUUUUAUUAUUUGUACUCCGCCCAUCUGACUAGGUUGCCCCAGUCACUCUGGGCAGCUUGAUGAAUGCCCUAGGCUAGUCACUGACCCAGCCUCUGUUUCCAAUCUGUGAAGUGGGGAUAAUGAUGACCUGCUUUGUGGGAGUCCUUGCGACAUAAAGAUCGCAAGGCAUUUUGAGCAGCUGUUAGCUUUGCUUUAAAGCAGGAGUGUGAUGGCCAAGAUGAGAAUUGCUGGUGGCUUUGACCACUGAUCCUUCCGCAGGCGCUUGGAUUUGUUCCUUGGACCAUCUGCCUGCAUGAACGCCCUGUAAUUCUGGGACUGGGGUUUGCAGGUGCUUUUUCCUCCCGGAGGAGUCAAAGCACCAGGUAUUCCUGGCAUAGAUGGAAACAUUGCUUCAUUUCCAGGUGGUGGUGGGACCUGACAUGGUCCUCAAAGAAGGCACCGUCAUCUCUCUGCAUCCCACGGAUGAAGAGGAGGAGGAUGACGACCAGUUCAGUGAUGAUUCGGGUGUGAACAAAGAAGAGAGCAACGUGAAGCUAAAAGGUGUGUGAGCAAUUCUGUCUGGAAUUGCUGGCAAACAAUGUGGGGUCACCUACCUCCCCCCCCCCCCAUGCCUUGUAUUCAUGGUGGCUUUUACAGAGCCUUGUGCUUGUUCAGUUUGGAAAAUUGGAUAAUGUGCAAGUACUGAUGGUUAAGCAAGUGGCCGAGGGACCUGUCCCUAGGGGAGCAGUAGGGAGGAGAUGCAGGAGAGUACAGAGCCUUCAGCUCCUCCUGUUAGGGUGGUGCAACGUUCAGCAUAUCAAGCUGAUCUUAGGUUCAAAUCCAAGCUCAGCCAUGGUUUUGCCAGCCUUAAUUUCUGCAUCUUGAAAAUUGCAAUUGGGGCAUAACUGCUGGAGAACAUAAGAAGAAACUGCUGGACCAAGCAAGACCCAAGCACAAGAGCUGUCUCCCCUCCUGUGGCUUCCAGCAACUGGUAUUCAGAAGCGUUACUGCCUCUGACCAUGACCAUGGAGGCAGAGUGUAGCCAUCAUGGCUAGUAGCCACAGAUAGUCUUAUCCUUCAGGAAUGCGCCUAAUCUUUUAAAUCCACCCAAGCUGGUAACCAUCACUACCUCCUGUGGGCUACGUUCCAUUGGUUUAACUGUGAGCUACAUGAAGCAAUAACUUGAACCUUCUUAAAAGGGAGAGCCCACUGUUAACUCUGCGUUGUUGGUUGGUUCGUUUUUGAUAACAUGGAAAUAAUCUGAUGCUGUGUUUUAGAGAACGAUUUGAAAAGAAAGAUGACUGUCCAGGGAAGAGGUACAGACGGGGAAAUACCAUGCUAAACAUAUACAGUACCAUUUUCAAUAUUGAACAUAGGCUGCCAGCCUUGAUCUAGAGGUCAUCACGCACUGUUUGGGCCACACCUAUCGGAGGGUGUGUGUGUGUGUGUGUGUGUGUGUGUGUGUGGUCAUGCUGGCCGCCUCUUUUUCUUAACCCAGCCUGCUUCUUGAGAAGUGGUUGAAAUCAAGCCAACGUUGCUUCCUUUCCCCCUACUCUAGGCUACAAUAUAGCGGACGUUGGCUCACAGGGGAAAGGCUAUCUCUGGAAAGCAGAUGAUGAGAAUGACGUAGACCAAGUGGAGCAAAGGCAGAGUCUUUGGGGUAAGAACAAACGGCACUUGGACAUAGUGGGUUUGAACAGGCGACUGUUGGUGGAAUGUCACAGCCACAGAAAAGUGGGCUGUUGAUUGUGGGCCCUCCCCACCAGCUUCUUGUCCUGUACAGAUGGCCUUGGAAUGAUCAGGAGCUGGGCAAGAAGGCAGAAGAGGCAGCAGCUUCCCUUAGCCUUGCAUAUGAUUGACUUGUUCCGUGUUCAGGCUUCCUCCAUAUGGCACAGCCAGCAGCCAGAUACAGGAUUCUUAUUCUUACUAUUUUAUUUAUAGUUAUAUACCGUAUUUUUCGUUCUAUAGGACGCACAUUUCCCCCUCCAAAAAUUAAGGGGAAAUGUGUGUGCAUCCUAUAGAGCGAAUGCAGGCUGCGCCGCUAAGCCCAAAGCCAGAACAGGAAGACGGAGCACUGCGGAGCGCUCUGUCUCGCUGCUCUAGCUUGGGGACGGCUGCGCGCACAGCCUCUCCAGGGCAGUGGGGUGCCUUCACCCCGCUGUCCUGCAGAAGCUAGCAAGGCUGUUCCCAAGCCAGAACAGCGAGACGGAGGGCUCCGUCUCGCUGCUCUAGCUUGGGGAUGGCUGCGCGCACAGCCUCUCCAGGGCAGUGGGGUGCCUUCACCCCGCUGUCCUGCAGAAGCUAGCAAGGCUGUUCCCAAGCCAGAACAGCGAGACGGAGGGCUCCGUCUCGUUGCUCUAGCUUGGGGACGGCUGCGCGCACAGCCUCUCCAGGGCAGCGGGGUGCCUUCACCCCGCUGUCCUGCAGAAGCUAGCAAGGCUGUUCCCAAGCCAGAACAGCGAGACGGAGGGCUCCAUCUUGCUGCUCUAGCUUGGGGGCGGCUGCGCGCUCAGCCUCUCCAGGGCAGCGGGGUGCCUUCACCCCGCUGUCCUGCAGAAGCUAGCAAGGCUGUUCCCAAGCCAGAACAGCGAGACGCAGGGCUCCGUCUCGUUGCUCUAGCUGGGGGACGGCUGCGCGCACAGCCUCUCCAGGGCAGCGGGGUGCCUUCACCCCGCUGUCCUGCAGAAGCUAGCAAGGCUGUUCCCAAGCCAGAACAGCGAGACGGAGGGCUCCGUUUCGCUGCUCUAGCUUGGGGACGGCUGCGCGCAAACCUGUGCGGGGCAGCGGGCGCUGCGCUCCAAAGGCUUCAGGGAUCUUUGAGGCUGGCGGUGGGGGAAAGCAGCGCUUCCCCCCACCGCCAGCCCCACAAGCUCUGGUGAAUGUACCUUGAACGCACCUUGUUUUAGAGGGGGAGAACAAGAAAAAAAAUUUCCCCUGUUCUCCCCCUCCUAUGAUCCAGUGCGUCCUAUGGUCCGCUGCGUCCAAUGGAGCGAAAAAUACAGUAUAUAUUUAUACACCUUUUCCCAUGAUGGGAAUCGAGGCAGGGGUAUCUUAUUUUAGAGAGAAAAAUAAGAACUGCUAAAAAUAUGGGGGGGGGACUAUUAUUAAGGAGCACCUAAACAUUGAUGCAUUUAAAACUAUAUACACAUAUAAAAUCUAUUAAAACCAUACAGAUAAUCACAAUAAAACAGCAUGGCACCAGCCCUUUAAUUUAAAGCAGGCAGUCCCCAAAAGCCGGUGGGAACAGGAAAGUCUUCACCUGCUGGUGGAAGAACAACAAGGAGGAAGCCAAUCUAGCUUCUCUAGGGAGGGAGUUCCAACGGCUGGGGGCAGCCACCGAGAAGGCCUCCUAGGAACAUGUACUACUUGGGAGGGCAUGCUGAUGCCUUCCAUAGGCAGGAUCCUGCACUCCCGGGUGACAGUUUCCUUUCCUAAUACUUGCUGUGGUGUCCAAAGAUCAGCUGAGAGCAUCUUGCAGUACAUAGUCCUUGGAAGGCUGAGCAAGGGUGGGGUGGGGUUCAGCACUGCGUUCUUCCAAUUGUUCAUCUCCACAAGCAUUUCAGCUUGCCAGAUGGAACGACCCCCCCUCCCCACAUGCGCUGUUCCUGAGGUUCUCCGGAUGCCCCCAGAGCCAAUUUCAGGGGUGUGGAGGGAGGUGAGGGAGGGGGAAAACCUUGUUGUGCAAGUAUAAGUCCUUGCUCAGGGUUUGUGCUCAAGGGGCUGGUUAGGCCAGUGUGAGAGCCAGUGUGGUGUAGUGGUUAAGAGCGGUAGUCUCGUAAUCUGGGGAACCGGGUUCGCGUCCCCGCUCCUCCACAUGCAGCUGCUGGGUGACCUUGGGCUAGUCACACUUCUGAAGUCUCUCAGCCCCACUCACCUCACAGAGUGUUUGUUGUGGGGGAGGAAGGAAAAGGAGAAUGUUAGCCGCUUUGAGACCCCUUCGGGUAGUGAUAAAGCGGGAUAUCAAAUCCAAACUCUUCUAGUCUUCUUAUAGGUGAACCCUGCCCUUUAGAAAGCCAUUCUUGAGUGGCUUCAUAGCUUUGCAUAAACACCCAGCAGGUGGAAUAUCAUCCUCUGGGCUGGGGUGCUUGGCCAAAUUGAUUUUGGGGGGAACUUCCGCAGCCGGUCACUUUCUCUUUCCAUCUUCAAUAGGUCCCAUUUUAAAUGCAGAAGAAGAAAGCGAGUCAGAAAGUGAUAUGAGUCUGGGGUCUGAAGGAGCAGACAGCCGGACAGCUUCUCCUCUGUUGGAUGAUAUCAAAGGUAAGAGCCAUUUGGCUUUCAAGGUAAGGAGUUAGCUUUGCAUGCAUCCUCUUCCCUGUUGUGUACUGUGUAGAAAACCACUUGUGCAAUAAAGAGAAUCCAAGUUUGGCCACUGGACUUUGCAGAUUUGGGAACUGAUGCCUCCUGCUAUUGGCUCUUUCUCAGGGAGUGUUGGUGUUUGUUGCUUCUGAUCUAACAAUCUGCUGUUGCCUUGGCUUGCAGUUUUCCAGAAUGAGGUGCUGGGUACCCUGCAGAGGGGCGAAGAGGAAAACAUAUCCUGUGACAACCUGGUUCUGGAGAUCAACUCUCUCAAGUAUGACAAUGUCCCCCAACCAAAAAAUAUACGUUUUGAACUUGCAGGAGGUUGUUGUUUGAGGGUGGUCUUCUCAGUCCCUCAGUUCAGAGACAAGACAAUUAUGCAGAGCCACAAUUGCACGUGUGAGGCCCACAGUUACAUGUACAAAGCUCUAUUUUCUGUCAAAUUUGAUUUUUGAACAGCAGGAGAUAAAGCAGAAUUCAGGUCAAUUCCCUGUUCUGUUCCUCUUGCAUCUCAGGCUUAUUUCUAAAGCCAGUCACGGAGGUGAGCAGGAGGAGGAAGAGGAUGCUCUGACCAGGCGUGUCUGUAUGUUCCCUGUCUCUCCACCUCUUCCACAAUAGCAGAGACAUUUUGGGUGGUUGCAGUGCUAAAUCUCUAAGUUAGGAAACUUCUCUAGGCCUGGUUUUGGUGCUCCAUAUGUUGUUGGACUCUCUUUCCAGUCCUCCCUGACCAUUGACCACGCUGCCUGGGGCUAGUUUCCCUGCUCUAGGUUUGUCUGCUACAGGAUCCUUUCCCACUCUGUAACUUUACACCCAUGGAGGAUAAGGCUAUGCUCUGCCUCCACGGUCAGAGGCAGGAUGCCUUUGAGCACCAACUGCUGGGAACUGCAGGAAGGAUGCAGAGAUGGAUGCUGUGGAUCAUUGACCUGGUCCAGGCUCCUCUAACAUCGAUGUUCAAGAGCUUCCCGCUGUUUGAGAACCACUGAAGCAAAGAAUCUGACACAUCUUCAUGUUCUCCUCUGGGGUCUUCUGUGAACAAGCGCAUGGGCUCUACUUCUGAGCUGCAGGGCCCCAACUCCCAGAUGCCUCUGCGAUAGCUCAGUGGGUAGAGCAAGAGACUUUUAAUCUUAGGGUCAUGGGUUCAAGCCCCACAAUGGGUGAAAGAUUAUUUCAUUGCAGGGGUUGGACUGGAUUCUAUGAUUAUUAACACUUGUAGUGUGAGUUACAGUUUGAGUUUCUUUACUGCUAAUAGUAGGCGUAGUAGUAGUAAUAAAUCAACUGAGAACAUAAUCUGUAAACUUCUUGUCAAAUUGGCAUGUUACUUUUCUCAGCAUGCUAUUUAUAUAAGAUUAUUUUUGUGGCAGUAAAGUUCUGGUCGUAGGCUUUGCUGGCACUCUUAAAUUUUUAGGGCUGGGUCUGGACACUGGGGACUGUGGCUGAGCAUGCAGUAGUACAGAGCAGAUCAAGAUUGUUAAAAACAAAGUAGUGAAUAGAAUGUUUUUUUCAAAUGACAGCUAUGUUAACACAGAAUCUUAAUAUAAGCAUGAUAGCCGUAAAGUGAAUCUCUAAACUAGAUAAGUGCCUCUACCAAAGAUAAGUGAGUUAUGGGAGAAGUGCUGAUAGUCUGCCUACCAAACACGAGGUAUUUCAUUUUCUCCUGAUGAAAGUAAGUUGUUCAAGUCUCUCCAGUAGCUCUUUGACCUUGCUUCCACCCUCCAGUCAUGGGAAUUUCAUUUUUGCCUGCUAAUUUGUUUUUGUGAGGGGAAGGCAGGGAUAGGCAAAGGCAGAAAGGAGCAGCCCUGAGAAGAGGGAAGGAGAAGAAAAUACAAAUUUUUCCAGUGUGCAGCUUUAACUUCAAAAACUACCAUGAGUGCUGGCUGUAAGAAAAAGCCUAUAUGGCAAUAUUUCAAAGAUGUUAUCUUUGUAAGUAAAAAAAGAAAUCAUGUAAAAUACGCAGAGGUGCCAGGUCUGGUUGGAAUGAAAAAGUGUAAACAAACAAAGAACAAAAAAACCACCCUACUUAGUUGUAAAUGAAAACCACAUGGUCAGACUUCCGCCAUUGUUUUAAAAAUGUCAGACAAAGGAUCACAGCAGGAAACUCUUUCAAAUUACUUAAUUUAUUUUGGAUAUUCUUCCUUACUCAUUUGAGCCAACCCACCGUGCAAUUUUACACUAGCAAUUACAGAGUGUUGUUGAAAGCAUUGUGCAUUUUCUUUAAGCUGUGCAUUUGGUAGUGGGUAGCAGAUCAGAUAGGGGAGAUUGAUGAGUUCCCCAUCCAUGUCCCAUAAUACCUUGCUAUCUCUCUCUUCCCCAUUCAGAUAUGCCUAUAAUAUUGGCCUGAAAGAGGUGAUGGAGGUGCUCAGUAAAGUGGUUCUGGAGUUCCCACUGCAGCAGCUAAAUGCGGAAAAGGACCCUCAACAUUACUGCAUGCUGGUAGUCCCUGUGAGUUUCCCUGCUCUCUCACUGGAUGCAGUGUCUGUCUUUACUUCUUCAGGAACUCCCCUCUGUUUGGAGAAAGGGCAGUAUUUGCUGUUCCAGAGACACAGGUCUCUCCUCCGAUGAGAUACUGCUAGAUGCUCCCUGGGCCAUUGUUUCCUGUGUUGGAUUUUGUGAACUGUAAAAGCAUUAUCUACAGAGAAAGUGCUCGCUGUGUUUGCAAUUUCCUGCUCAUCUGUGGUCUGGAAAGCUUAUUAUCUAUCUUUUCUUUCUUUUCUUUUCUUUUUAAAAAAGUACUUCUUAUGCACCCUUCACGAAAAGGGCAGCAUACGAAAGUGUAAAUAGGAUCAAUUCACGCAGCAUAUAUUAAAAGCCAACAAAGCAAGCAUAAGAAAACCCAACAAGUCAAAAUCCCUAACGUAGCUGCAUCUUUUUGUUCUUGCUUCCCCCUCCCCUUUCCUCUGUCAUGGUGCCGCUGCCUCUUAAAUGCUUUAAUAGUUUUCUUUAGUAACUCCUCUUUCCUGUAAGUAUAAAAUAGUAAGAAGCUGUUAACAGGCUCUGGCCGAAGUGCUAUACUUAGUGGGGCUGUUUUGCUGCUUCCAGAGUGCUAAUUAAAUGGUGCAGGAGAGGAUUGGCCAGGAAUGCAAAGGGCUUCCUGUCUUUCAUCCUUUCUCCUGUUUCUGGCAGUCUGUGCUGAUAAUCCUUGCAGUGCCCUGACUUGUCUCGGGCGAGCGCAAACGGAGCUUCAGGAAGGCUUCUUAAGCGAGGGGUGCAUUUGACAACUAGCCUCCCCCAGAGGAUACAUGGGGGGCUCCACUGGAGCCCAACUUAAUUGCUCCUUUCUUCCAAGCUGUUGUGUCCAAGGAAACUGCCUGGUGCACUCUUGCUCAGAAUUGUCUACACCAGAAGUGGGAAACCUUUUAAAAAGAGGAUUGGACAAAUUCAUGGAGGAGGGGGCUUUUGGUGGCUACUAGCCAUAAUGGCUGUUCUCUGCCUCCACAUUUUUGAAGGCAGCAAUGUUGCUGAGUACCAGUUGCUGGAAACCACAGGAGGGGAGAGGGCUGUUGUGGUCACAUCCUGCUUGCAGGUUUCCCACAGACAUCUGGUUGGCCUGUGUGUGAGAACAGGAUGCUGGACUAGAUGGGCCAUUGGCCUGAUCCACCAAGGCCACCUGUCAUGGAAGUUUUAGCUGAGAUUCCUGCAUUGCAGGGGGUUGGACUAGAUGACCCCUGGGGUCCCUUCCAACUCUACAAUUCUAUGAUUCCAUGUUCUUAGUGGGCUUGUUUGUUUGUUUCUCAUCAUGAGGGCCGUAUUUGCUCAUGGUCAACCUUCCUGGGGCCACCUGCACAUUGCAGGUAGGGCAAUGGAUAUGGCUCUUUGUGUAGUGGGCUAUAGCUCAUCCAUGCAAAAAUCGGUGUUUUCUAUAGAGGCAUCUCUCUCCAUCCAGGCAUUAACACAGCUGAAGGGCAUAUUGCAGCCAGACAAAAGAACUGGAAGGGUUCUUUUGAUUGGAAUCCCCUCUCCAUUCUCCCCCACCCCGUGUUUAUUUCUCUAAACUAGGCACCUCUACCCUUUCCAGACCCAGGACCCACUUUUAAUGCAGCAGGGAUUCAUUUCUUAACCUUUCACCAUAUGUUUGCAUGCUGGCAGUGCUCCGGUUGAGACUCACCUUGGAUCAGGCUGCAGCCCACCAGGUGAAGACCAGUGUUCUAGGCUCAUACAUUGCUUUGGGUUGGAAUCUUGUCCCUUCCAUUGAAGGCUCUCCUCUCCUCCUGCACCACCCUCCCUUUUCUCCAGUCUUCUGGAGCAAAUCUGGGGAAGGUGUGUGGGUGGCUGCAAGAGGGAGGGGAAACUGGGCAGAAACUACCUUCUUCCCUGUCCCACGGACAGAAGCCUCUGCUGGAUUAGAGAGCCUUCCAUCAGCAGGCAGACCCUGCUGGAUCCAAUCCAGUGGUUUUCAUAAUGAAUAUUGCAGGGGGUUUUUUCUUUCGGCUAAAUGUUUUCCAUAUUUAACUGGUUUUGUUUUACUCCUUGUGUGUUGCCUUGGGUGCUUACAAAAGGUGAAACAUGAGUAAAUAAAUUCUUUUUUUUUUUAAUGCCUUUUUCAUGGUACAUGCAAAACUUGCCGUUCAUUCCUGUUAUGCGGAGGGCUCUGCCAGGAUGUCACUCACGUCCUCUUGAGUGUAAACAAAGCUUGCAAAUUAAUUCUGCGUUUCCAUGUCAUGCAAGCUGCCCCCAAAAUUAACUCCACACACACACACACACACACACACACACAGUAUAUAUAGCCCCCGCCCCUUGCAUCUUUAUUUUAAUUUACGGAAUAAAUAAUAAUCCGCUACAUGAUCAAGAUACUUUUUAAAAAAUCAACCCAAUUUCUAGAACAAAUGGAAAUUACUUUUUUUUUUAAUACAAGCUCUCUGUUACUAAGCAAGCAGCUCUGGUCCUUGUGAGAAUGUGAGCUAUUAGUGGGAAUGCUGACUGCCUUUAGAGCAAGUUUUUGGCUCCUCAGCUCCCAUAUUCUCUGACCUUUGGCCAUUCUGGCUGGGGCUGAUGGGAGUUGUAGUCCAAGAACUUCUGGGUGGCCUUUGAAGAGCACACAGAUAACGCACAUAGUUACCGUAUUUUUCGCCCUAUAGGGCGCACCGUCCCAUAAGGUGCACCUAGGGGUUUUUUUGGGAGGGGAAAUAAAGGAAAUUUUUUUUAUCCCCCCCCCCCAGGUGCGGGGCUGGGGCGGGGGAAGCCCGAGCUUCCCCCGACCCCAGCCCCCAGAACAGGCAACUUUCUGCAAGCCGUGGGAGCCCGGCGCCGGGCUCCCGCACCUUGCGGAGAGCUGCGCGAAGUCUGGGCGCGCUGAGCUCAGCGUGCCCAGGCUUCAGCAUGCAGGCAACUCACCGCAAGCCGCGGGAGCCCACCGCGGGCUCCCACGGCUUGCGGAGAGCUGCGCGAAGCCUGGAGAGCGAGAGGGUCGGUGCGCACCGACCCCUCUCGCUCUCCAGGCUUCAGCGAAAGCCUGCAUUCGCCCCAUAGGAUGCACACACAUUUCCCCUUCAUUUUUGGAGGGGGAAAAGUGUGUCCUAUAUGGCGAAAAAUACGGUAUACAGUAAUAGAUAAUGUGAAAGGAGUUUAAUUUAUUUCGGCUUCGCCCAAAUCUGCAACCUGUAACUGGUUGCUGUGGAGCAAAAUCAACAGAAGGGCUAAGCCUCAAGUACAAGUGAUUCUUGUUUAUUUGUAAGCUGUAAUAAAUUCCCACCAUGCUGCAGUGUAUGUGAUGGAGCUGCGUUGUAAGGCCCUCAUCCAUCCUGAACUGCCAAGCAGAGACAAUGCACCAUCUCCAGUUGCAUGAGUUUUAAUUAGUAUCACAAUCAGAUGUUGCUACAGGUGCUAAUAAAGCAUCCUGUCGUUCUGUUGCCAACUCUUAAGGCCUUGUUUUCAAACAUCUGGAAAGGGGGUUGCACUCAGUGACCCACGGGGGCCCUUUCAGCUCUACAAUUCUAUCAUUCUAUGAUUCCAGAAAGGCGCUAGCUCUAAAUGUGUUUAAUGUGAUUGUAAUUUAGCCUUAAAGCAGACUUUGCCAACCCCAGGGAGUAUCACCUUGGAGGGUACCAGGUGGCCAAAGGCUGCCUUAUUGUUUUCCAUUAAUUUAGGCCGUCUUUUCUCAAACUUUGGGCCCCCAGCUUUUCUUGGACUACAACUCCCAACAUCCCUGACCACUGGUUCUGGUAGUAAGCAAUGAUGGGAGCUGCAGUGCAGCAGCAACAAGGGACCCAAGGUUGAGAAAGGCUUAUUUAGACAAUGUCAGGGCUGUGAACUGCUGUCAGCAUGUCAGGGUCAAAUUCUCUAGUGAUAAGAGGAUGAACAAAGGAAGCCUUAUACUGAAUCAGGGCAUUGGCCCAUCCAGAUGGGUACUGCCUGCCUUGGCCGGUAGUGGUUUGUCCAGGGUUUCAGGCUGAACUCCUUCCCAUACCUACCUGGAGAUGCUUGAGAUUGACCCCAGGACCUCCUGCAUGCUCUGCCUGUGCUCUGCCACUGAGUUAUAGCCCUCCCCAGAGGGCCCUAUAUUUGUAUAACGUAACGCAAUGUUUCUCAAAACUUGACUCUCCAGCUGCUUUUGGACUACAAUUCCCAUCAUCCCUGACUACUGGUCUUGCUAGCUAGGGACGAUGGGAAUUGUAGUAAAAAACAACAACAGCUGGAGACCCAAAUUUGGGAAACACUGAGGUAAUGGCACGUCUGUAUAUGAUACCUCUAAGUGGUCACCUCUUUGUCUCUCUUUUGCCCACUUUACCCCUCUUAACAGUUGCUGAAGAACUGGGCUCCAGUCUUCAAGAACUACAUAAAGCGGGCGUCAGAUCACUUGGAUGCCUUGCACGCCAUCGAGGAGUUCUUCCUGGAGCACGAAAACCUAUGCAUGUCCAUGGCCAAAGUGAGUUUUUAUGCCAAUGGGAAGGGUGUGUGUGUGUGAGAGAGAAAGCUUGUUCUUUCCAACGUGUCUGCUUGAAUUAUGCCUUGUUUUCUGCACCAGCACUUAGAGUUGUCCCUUAUCAGGAAGGGAAGGGUUCAUGUGCCUGUCAGCAGGAGUUGAUUAAGAAUCUGCUUUCCGAUCGUUGAAAGGGACUUGUUUGUGCAGCCAACACGGUUGGCGCAGAACACACUGCUGUGUGCCCCUUGUUAAAGGCAAAUGUCCAAGACGCACAAACACCAAGUGCCUGCUAUGUAGCAAGAAGACACUAACCCUCAGAUCAGAUCCCAGUUUAGAAAGCAAGUUUUUGCAAAGGCUCAGAAGCCUAAGCUACUCAAACCACAGGGGUCCGCACAAAAUCUUCUGUUUUUGGCAAGAGAUGCCACCUUUUCAGACUUUUCCUCUGUAGCAUUGUUGAGUUUGAAGGAGGGGUGUUAAGUGAAAAUGGAGACCUUUGAGAUUUUGCUCCGGCUCCUGAAUCGCAGAAGUCUUUCUUCUCCCCUGAGCUGGUGGAGGCAUACAAGUCUCCUGCAUCACCUGCGCUGCUGAGACUGCCAGGGACCUUGGAGGGCGUGUGUGCCUCUUUGCCAAACGUUCCUCUUCAACCAGGCCUUCAGCUGAUUAAUAUUCCACAGCAUUUUAAAUUUGUUUGUGGGAAGGCGGGUGUUAAUAGUUUUGGUGUCUUUGUUUUAACUAUCUUGUAUUUUAUUCUGUGAGCCACCCUGAGAUCUUGUGAUGAAGGAACAUUUUUGCCUGGUGCCUAAAUAUAUAUAAUGAAGGUGCCAGGCAGACAUAACUGGGGUUUGGCAGUGUGGUGGGGCUGCAUUGUACAGGUUUGACUUUUGUCACCAGCUGUUUUCCAUGCAAGCCUCAGGAAGAGAAGGUUUUUAUUUAAAAGUGCUGGCAUUUCUAUGAAGCCUCAGGAACUGAAAGAGGGCUGUGGGAGCCUUGCCUGCUCUGCGCAGUUCCCUGUCCUCAGCCUCCUCAUCUUGCAUCCCAGGGCCCCUCCUACCAACCAAGCAAGCAAGCUUCUGACAUUGGUUUGCUUUGCCCUUCUGGCCCCUGAGUAAGCAACUGAUCCAGAAUAAACUGCCCACUUAAGUGCCCAGGGCUCUUGUUGCAGGUGUUGAUGACUUUCUACCAGCUGGAAAUCUUAGCAGAAGAGAUGAUUCUCUCCUGGUUUUCUCAACGGGACACAUCGGAUAAAGGCAGGCAGCUUCGUAAAAACCAGCGGGUGAGUCUCCAGGGUGAGAGGAAGCCUUUAUCGGCAGCUGUGUUGACACUUUCUGUUGAGACCAGCAAGUGCACACAUGGCACCUUUUGGCAGUCUCUCUCCAGGGUUUCAGGCAGAGGGAACUGCCAGCCCUACUUGGGGAUGGGGGAAUGAACCAAGGACCUUCUGCAUACAUUACAGGUGCUCUACUGCUGCGCUCCAGCCUAAUUAAGCGGGGUAACAUUCAAUAAUGUGCCAACACACCCCUGCUGGAGCCUGAAAUGGUACAGGCCAUUCUGCCACCUCAUUCUGUACCUGUAAGCCCCACGCAGUGUGUGGUAAACCAAGGAUGAAGCGAGCAAGCUUCUGUGUAUGUGUGGAUCAGCCUAUACAAGUGAGCUCAGUUGUCUGAAGCUGUUGGUGUUCCACUGGGGAGUUGCCUUUGCCGAUUUUGUCACGUCCUGUUACAGCUUCUUCUUUUCUUCCUCAGCUUCAGAAGUUUAUCCAGUGGCUAGAGGAGGCCGAAGAGGAGUCGUCCGAAGGGGAGCAGAACUGACCUGGCAGCCUCUCUCAGAAAGAGAUGCCCCCUCUCCCUGCUUCCAAGAGGGAGAGGGCCGCAGUGCCAGGCUUUGCCUGGCGAAGCGGCGGAGCGAGCAAGAGCGAGACCCGGUGCAUGGUGUGUACGUGGGGGACCUGAAAAUCAAAGCUGGCUGACAAUCCCAUUGCUGUUUAUGUACUUAGCAUCUUCCCCUGAAAAGGCACCGCACGCAGGACAGUGAGAGAGCAGUCAGAAGGAAAAGCCAGAGACAUGUGUAAUGUUAAAAGAUUUUUCUGAGACAUGUAUGUGUGAGGGUGCGUGUAUGUAUGUGUGUAUACAAACACACAAACAUGUAUAUGUAUACACACAAACAUCUAUGGUGCUGUAUAAGGAAGCUGUCCACUGGGACGGGGGCUUUGCUGCUGCUGGAGGUGGUGACAGAGGCAGAUCCAGACCGAUUUUCAUGUCAACCUUAACCCUUGGGGGCUUUGAGCCAUUUGUGUAGAAGACAGUCCUGUAAGACCAGAUGCCCCAGGAGCCCCUGCCUUUCCUGUAGUGCUGCACGUGCAGUGGGCGUCCCCCCAGUUUCAUUGAAGGGAACAGCUGGUAAAGCAACAUGAGGCAGGAAGAGAGUUCAGCAGCCCAAAGUCAGGGCCGAUACCCGAAGCCUCUGCUGCAGAUGGAGGUGGAGUUGUUCCUGGAUCCGGAGAGAUUCAGAAGAGAGGUGGCUUAGCUUCCGUUUUAGCUUGGAGGUCCACUUGGCAAUGCAGCCUUUGCCAGAAUCACAGAGCCUUUUCUGUUUCAACUUCUGUUCAUACAAAACGGGGAAACGUUCACCUACCUCACCAGGAGUUCAUUCAUAAAUGAAAAAUCUGUAGCAAGCGUCUUACGCCCCUGAUGGUGGGAGUCUUUUGUCUGCAUCAAGCCUGCUUACUGACCAGUCUUAACCCUUUGGAUCUGGAACAACAGAUCCACACCCAGCUGCAGCAGAACAGAUGUUCUUGGUAUCUUACCAAGACGCUGCUGGAGUCUGUCCUCUGCAGCAUUUGACAGAGGUUGCUUCAGAACCCUUUGGGAGUUCUGUUUUGGCCCUUGGGGACACUCAGACAGCAUAGAUGCAAGUUAGGUCAAUCACACAUGCUCCACAUAAUUCUAGAGAUUUUCCAGCCAUGCUUUGUAUAGGGCCUAACCAAGAUGGUUCCUUCUAGAUGUUGUGGGACUAGAACUCCCACCAGCCCCAGCCACUGUGACCAGUGAUCAAGGAUGAUGGGAGUUGUAGUCAAAGCAGCAUCUGGAGAGGAAUGCAUUGGCUAGCCCUGUUUUAUAUAAGAAACACUUAUGUUUCCUCUUAAAUACUGACAUCAGAAGGCCUGUGGUUCUGCGUUUGGCCUAGGAGUGUGUGGUAGCACGUUCUUCCUGCCCUGGCACCAUUCUCAUAAUUCACAGAGUCCUCAAGCAGCCACCUUCUCUUGAGUUGCAGGUCAGCAUGCAUCCUUCUGCUAAAAGGGAACAUGAGGCACAGCAGGCAGUUGCCUGCGUCUAUCAGUCAGUCUGACUUGUUGAUCUUGUUCCUUCCGGGAAAGGGCUGCAGUCUAUCUAGAGGAAGGGAACCCGAGCUUUGCCAGUCUGGAGGUGGCUGUAACCAUUGGUGCUGCUGUGCCAUGCUGGCACAUGUGGACUGCCAGAAGCCUCUGGGGGAGCAUUGCCUGCUGGGAUGGAAGCUCUUGAACAUUGGCGGUGGUGUUGGGUUCUUCUUGUCGCCACAUCCUCUUGUAAAUGUCGGGAAAGAAGAUGUGCUUUUUCUGUGUCUGCCAUUAUUUAAUUUGGGGAGUAAUUAAACAUCCCUUCCGCAAAGAAUGGGCUUUCUGUUCUGUAAUAUGUUGGUAUUCGAGCAAAAGUUUGGGUAGGCCUCAUUGGCCCAAGGCUCUUAAAUCCCAUUUACAUGUUGCUCAAUUGGUGUGGUUGCCAUAGCUCCUGCAGCAAUAUGUGUACCUGGAAUGAGUUCUGCCCGUGUGGUUCAUUUUCUUGUUAUGUUUACAAACCGCACAAAUGAUGUCUGGAUCCUUGGGCGGCCCGCCACUAAUGCAUGGUUUGCAAAUCUGUUAGGAAGCCAGACUAGGUGAGCGGAAGCCGUUCUGCCUCUCCAUACCUGCAUGGAGGGGAACGAACAACCACAGAGGUAGUGGCAAAUGUAGCAAUUAAAGGCAUGUCGAAUGGGGAGCUUAAGGUCCAUUCCUUGUUUUGUGUGCUGAACAGCAGUUCCAAAAUCCUUGUCGUGACUGGAUUCCACUGAGUGACUUAGUAGGGAUUUUAAGUGGAUUAAUGGGACUGGUAACCUUUUCAAUUAAGAGAUACAUGCCAUUCUGAGAAAUCAGAGAAAUACUAGUAGCUGUCUUAUUUUGGGUAACGUGACUGAUGGGGUGGCUAUAACACAAUCAGCAAUGGAAAACGACUCUUGGAUGAGCUUCUGACCUGAACCACGGCAAGGUUGGCAGGAUUGGGAAGUUGGUGGUGAUAAUGUAUUUAUGGUAACCAGUCACACACACACACACAGACACACACACACAGUUGAAAAUGGGCACUCCAGCAUUGGUAAUCCAAUUCACAUGUGAUUUAAAAAACAACACCUUUGUCCCAGUUCACAAGUGAUAGGAUUGCACUUCCCUGAUGAACUGUAAUCCAGUGAUUUCACUACUUAUUUCCUGAGAUAGUAAAUCGUAGCAGAAUGUGUUUCUUUCAAUCCUGGUGUCAUGCGAUGCACACAUCUUACUUACUUUUGCUAUGGGUAAAAUUUACCUCUCCUUUUUAAUAUUAACCUGGUCCCUUGAGAAAUGGAGGGUAAUGGCUGGCAAUUUUGAAAUCAGGGAAGGAUUUGUUGUUUUUUUAAUCUCCUCUCUUGGCUCUUGGAAAUGUGCCUGGUUUUAUGGAGCAUUAAAUUGAAAAGAGUCCCUAUUUGAGACUUUGUAAAAAUUUUGCUCUUCCUGCAGUGAUAAAUUCUGUAUAUGAAGCCUUCCUUAACUCCCCCGCCCUGCACACUAUAACUGUUUAUGAAUGCAGAUAUAACACUCCACAUGCUCUAGCCUACUGUGAGCUCUCCAAGUGUUUACAAGCUGUAUAAAAUGCAGACGUUUAAAAAUCUCGCUGGAUGCCUGAGGUUUUCUCUUUUAACAGUUCAAAGGUGGCUUUAAAAUGGGUUUGCCUUGUAAUUCCAUAUCUGAUGGGGGGUUUUUUGACUAGAGGCAGAGAAUACUUUGUGCCACGUAACAAAUCUAUGUUUUGCUCAAAUCCUGUGCUCUGAAAGUACCAAUUUUUAUUGUGUGCAUUGAUUGCUAACAUUCAGUCAUACUGGAAUUGAAGCAUUCUCUAGAUUUGUUGAACAAAAGAAUCCAGCAGUGGCAUCCUAUGCAUAUCUGUUUGGAGGGGGGCGGGAAAUCCUACUAGGCUCACCAGGAUUUACUCCCAAAGUGUGUUUUACGCAGCAGGCUUGAGAGUAUGAAAAUGAAGCUGUUACAAAUGAUAUACCAGAAGCAACCAUCUGAAAAACAUUUGCACCGUCCAGACCAAGGUUUUCCAAACUUGGGUCUCCAGGUGUUUUUCGACUAUAAUUCCCAUCAUCCCUAGCUAGCAGGACCAGUGGUCAGGGGUGAUGGGAAUUGUAGUCUAAAAACAGCUGGAGACCCAAAGUUUGGGAAACUUGUGUUCUAGAUGAUGUCCAGUGAUGUUACUUUUAAGAACCUUUCUUUUGAAGAGUAGCCAAGCCUGAAAACCUGAUUUCAAGGUAGACUCUCAGUUGUAGCUGAACAACCCUUUAUAUAUUCCUACUUGAUAAGAGGAAAAGAAACAGCUCCCCCCCAACCUAGGCCUAGCCUAUAUGCAUGUGGUUUGUGUUGAGCAGUUACACGAUUCCCUGAAAUAAUUAUGUGCUGGGGCCUAUCAAGCAUUUUGCUGGUAUAAAAAUGAAUAAUGUUGGAUGCGAAUCACUCCGUAGAAUAUAUCACAAUCUUUAAAUGUCCAUCAGCAUGACCCUUUAUAUGAAAUGGAGAGGAUGUGCCUGCUUCUCUGAUCCUGCUCAUGCAGUUGCCAAGGUACAAACAGAAAGACAGUGUUGGGCUAGUUGCUGAUAAAUCUCUUUGGUCAACAAUGGAAUUUGGACUAGGGGGUAGAAUCUUGCCUGUUUGGAUUGGCACGGUUCCACUUGAGAGGGUGGGAAACUAGCCUGAGUGCAGCAAUGGGAAUAACAAACCACAGUGCAAAACACAACCACCCCUGUGCUUGAGGCUAUGUGCAAACCAAUUCCACACAAGUUCGGAGAAGGAAUUGUGAGAGUGGCAUUGGGCACUGAAUUCUGCAUUCCUGAAAAUCUUUGCUUUAAAAUAAUGUUUAGCCUUCACGGGUGUGAAGAUAUGCUUGAAAGCUCAUGCAAAGGCUGAAGAAACCUUAGCCACAGGGAUUGCUAAGUAAGAUUUGUUCAAGGAAGAGGUGGGGCUUAAGACUUGCAUAUCUUUUUGGCCCUUUCCAUGACUAAUAGUAGCAGAAUGAAUAAUUCAGAAGAAAUUAUGCAACUGUACCUAAUUUGCAUAAUUAAAAAGGCUCCAGAACUUGCCUUUUCUUGCUGCAUCAUUUUAAUUUAUUUUGUGUUUUUUUAUUUUAAAUCUCUAUAAAUUCUGUAUAAAUAAAUGCAAGACAGCUUAGAAAAAAGAAAUGUCUUUAACACACAUCACUUGAGAAGGGGAAAUCAACAAUAAAAAUAAAACAUUUGGGGUUUUUUAUAUGCUGCUUUUCCACAGUAAACCAAGCAGUACAUAGUGUUGUACACUGCAUCUGUUUUGCCAGGUGAUCUGUUUAAACUGCCUGGUGGCAAUUUGAUCCAUUAAAAUAAAUAUAUU
Messenger RNA from Podarcis lilfordi (Lilford's wall lizard), 30625 nucleotides. The record is from the annotation of a GenBank genome assembly. NCBI's taxonomy places the organism in Eukaryota, Metazoa, Chordata, Lepidosauria, Squamata, Lacertidae.